GCCAUUUUUUCCCGCUUCAGAGCAGACUAUGAAUGAAGUACCUUAGUCGGCCAUUAGUGUUGGUUUUUUAUUCACAAUAUUCAUUAGAUAGAUUUCUCCGCAUGUUAAGGUAGGACAGGAGAGGGAGAGAAGAGAGAGAGAGAGAGAGAGAAUGGAAAUAGUUCGAUCGCAGAGUAAAAUCACUGCGGACGCCGUUCCGACUCUUCCUCUAUACCGAUCCGCUCCUGCACUCGAAGUAAGGCUCGAAGAUUUUGAGCUUUUUGCCAUCGACCGUCUCCGAGUUCUCAGGGGGAUUUCCGAUGCUUUAUCGCGCGGAAAGAAACCGGAGGAAAUGGAGAAAUUGGUGAAAGAUCUAUGGAAGGCAAACAUGAGACACCAAAAUGCAUCAGAAGUUAUCAAUAAGGAUAUAAUCUCACAUUUUGUACUGCGUCUCGUGUAUUGUAGAACGGAGGAGCUGAGAAAAUGGUUCCUUUCAAUGGAGACAAUGCUUUUUCGUUAUCGAUUUCGGUUUGAAAGCCUAGAUGCUCAGAGGGCACUCAUGGGAGAAUUUGACCUUCCAUACAAAGCAGUCAGCAAUGCAGAACUUGAGAAUGUGAAGGAAAAAUUGGGCCAAGUUGCACGUUCCAUCAGUCAGCCUUUACCCACUGCUGAUACAACAUUCUUUAAGGUACCAUUUGAAGAGGUCCCAGAUCUUGUUUCUGGUCGAAGAGUAUUUAUUCUUAAAGGUUAUGCAUAUGUUGCUAUGAAUCAGGUGGUUUCCCUUGUUGUCACGCAAUUCCGUAGUCUUUUAUCAAAGGCUCUUGUUCUGACAAACAGAAAAUGGACAUCUACAAUUAGAGAGCAGGAGAAGGAUCGGUUGGCUCCUAUUGUGGAAGCACUAAGCACAAGCUACAUAGGUCCUGACUAUUCUCAGCCAAAAGGAUGUGCAGAGAUAUCAAUAAGGGAUAUUGAUCAAAUAGCUAAUAGUUCCUUUCCUCUUUGUAUGCGCCAUCUGUUUGAAAAGCUAAGAGAAGAUCAUCAUUUAAAGCACGGAGGAAGGAUGCAAUUGGGUCUUUUCCUCAAGGGUGUUGACUUAAAAUUGGAUGAUGCCCUUGCUUUCUGGAAAGCAGAGUUUUCUCAGAAGGUUGGUGCUGAGAGAUUUGAGAAGGAAUAUGCAUACAGCAUACGCCACAACUAUGGGAAAGAAGGAAAGAGAACAGAUUACACUCCUUAUUCUUGUCAAAAAAUCAUCUCAUCAACACCAGGCGUAGGGGAUCACCAUGGCUGCCCCUAUCGACACUUCAGUGAGGAGAACUUGAGGACUGCUCUUGGGAAAAUGGGAGUAAGUGGUCGUACUGCAGAGGAAGUGAUGGACAAAGUCCGGAACAGGCAUUAUCAGUUGGCUUGCACCUUGACAUUUGAAGCUAUCCAUGGCUCCUCCUGUGAUGCUGGGAUCAACCAUCCAAACCAGUACUUCAGUGACAGUCAAAAGAUCCUGCAAUCAAAGAAGAAUGAGACAAGUUAAGGAGGCUCACUUCAGGGUGUCACAAGAGACUGUAUGUUAGAACCCACUCCUGGGGAGAUUAUUGGGAGAAUGGCAUGCCGAUGCCAUUGCGUGUGGCAGCAUCCACUACAUGGCACGAAAAAAAGCAUGUAUGCAACAUGGGGUAGUUCAAGUUCGCAUAUUGGCAGUCACGCAUAUCAAUAAAACAGCGAUGUAUUCCUAUUGAACUGCUAUAAAGUUUGAGCUUAAAGAGUACCCUGUAAGGCUGAAACUUGUGGGGCGUGCUAUGCCCCGUUCUGUGUAAAGUGGUGUUACUGGUGAUUUUGUAGUUUGUACUAUGCCCUUGUGUAUACAGAUUAGAGACGCGGAUGUUUGGAUGCUUAUUAAUAAUUAUUCAAUCGACAGUGAGACAGGUUGAAACAA
Molecule: messenger RNA, 1906 nt
Organism: Nelumbo nucifera (sacred lotus)
Lineage: Eukaryota; Viridiplantae; Streptophyta; Magnoliopsida; Proteales; Nelumbonaceae
Product: DNA primase, large subunit family
Biological process (GO): DNA replication initiation; DNA replication, synthesis of primer
Cellular component (GO): alpha DNA polymerase:primase complex
Source: RefSeq, a predicted model, not a curated record